CCCCCGGUGCGGGCCACGGUGCCGGGGGGAAGGGAUGACUCUAGAUUCAACGAUGGCCUGCUGCCUGAGCGAGGAGGUAAAGGAAUCCAAGAGAAUCAACGCGGAGAUCGAGAAGCAGCUGAGGAGGGACAAGAAAGACUCUCGGCGGGAGCUCAAAUUGCUUUUGCUAGGUACUGGAGAGAGUGGAAAAAGCACAUUCAUUAAGCAGAUGAGGAUUAUCCAUGGCUCUGGUUAUUCUGAAGAGGAUAAGAAGGGAUUCACCAAGUUAGUUUUUCAGAAUAUCUUCACUGCCAUGCAGUCUAUGAUAAGAGCCAUGGAGACACUGAAAAUUCUCUACAAGUAUGAACAGAACAAGGCCAAUGCUCAAGUUGUGCGAGAAGUGGAUGUAGAGAAAGUAUGUACCUUUGAACAGCCAUAUGUGAAUGCAAUCAAAAACCUGUGGAGUGACCCUGGGAUCCAGGAGUGCUAUGAUCGAAGGAGGGAGUACCAACUGUCAGAUUCUACCAAGUAUUACCUGACAGAUGUGGACCGGAUUUCAAAACCCGGCUACCUGCCCACGCAACAAGAUGUGCUGCGUGUAAGAGUGCCAACUACGGGUAUAAUUGAGUACCCUUUUGAUUUGGAGAACAUCAUCUUCAGGAUGGUAGAUGUUGGUGGUCAGAGGUCUGAACGAAGGAAAUGGAUUCAUUGCUUUGAGAAUGUCACUUCCAUCAUGUUCCUUGUAGCCCUUAGUGAAUAUGACCAGGUUCUUGUUGAGUCUGACAAUGAGAAUCGGAUGGAGGAGAGUAAGGCACUGUUCAGGACCAUAAUCACUUACCCGUGGUUCCAAAAUUCUUCGGUCAUUCUGUUCCUAAAUAAGAAGGAUUUGUUGGAAGAUAAGAUCAUGUAUUCCCACCUCGUAGACUAUUUUCCUGAAUUUGAUGGCCCUCAAAGGGAUGCUGCAACAGCACGUGAGUUCAUUUUGAAGAUGUUUGUGGACCUGAAUCCUGACAGUGACAAGAUCAUCUAUUCGCACUUCACGUGUGCCACAGAUACCGAGAACAUACGCUUUGUCUUCGCUGCUGUCAAAGACACCAUACUACAGCACAACCUUAAAGAGUACAACCUGGUGUAACCAAGCACCCACCUUCCCUCAACCU
Molecule: messenger RNA, 1139 nt
Organism: Xenopus laevis (African clawed frog)
Lineage: Eukaryota; Metazoa; Chordata; Amphibia; Anura; Pipidae
Gene: gna11.L
Product: guanine nucleotide binding protein (G protein), alpha 11 (Gq class) L homeolog
Exons: 7
Coding region: 35-1114 (359 amino acids)
Biological process (GO): adenylate cyclase-modulating G protein-coupled receptor signaling pathway; signal transduction; G protein-coupled receptor signaling pathway
Cellular component (GO): heterotrimeric G-protein complex; plasma membrane; synapse
Molecular function (GO): GTPase activity; G-protein beta/gamma-subunit complex binding; metal ion binding
Source: RefSeq, marked provisional